UCACACAUUUUAUCAUUUUCUAGCGCAUCUUUGGGGUUUCAUUUUUUAAAUUUCUUUUCUGCUCUGCAACCGAAAAACAACUCUAAGAAACCCACUCUGUUCCCGUCUGAGCCAUUCCACAGGCAGUUUUCCCCAUAUUAAAAAUGCUGUCUUCCCUCAAUUUCGGGCAUACCUUGAUUUCCGUGAUAUGUUUUCUUGUAUCCAUACUUUGCCAUUCCUUUUCUCUGCCUCUUUCUAAUAUGUCUGUAUUCAAAACAGACGUCAGGAGUUUCACUCUAAACUCUCUUCUCCUGCAAACCACCUGCACUCUUACAUCUCUGUUCUCAUGGGUAGGCACGCUGAGCUCCCAGCUCAGUUGUCUUCUGAAUCCCAAGCCAUCAUCCAAGAGUGCCCACAGGGCAUCUCUCCUUGGCAGUUCCAAAGCACCGCAGACACCCUGCGUCUCAGUCAGUACUCCUCAUCUCUUUCCCCAUGUGCUUCCCACUGUGUCCUCAAGAGAGUAAAUUGCCCCAGCAACUUUCCACUUUCACAAGACAGUGACUUGUGUGCCUUCUCCAUUUCUUUGACUCAUAUAUUAAAUUAUAAUAGAGGUAUCUGUAUACCCAAACUCCUGAAUCCGUAUUACAUAAAUGCGCUUUUUUCAUUCCCCGCCUCAUGUCUGAGCUCAGACCACACCAUCUCCCCCCGACUUGGAUACCUUCCAUGUUUCCAGUGGUCUAUUCCUAUUCUAUACCGCAGUAAAGUGAUUUUUCUAAAACAUGGAUCUGUUCCUGUCACUCUCCUGUCAAAACUCAUCCAUGUAAAGUCUGACUAGUUUGCACUUGGGGACUGGACAGAGUGAGAAGAGAUCUUGUGUCAGCCAGGACUCUGGUAGACGCCCCUAUGCAAUAUCCACUUGUGGUGGUCGGGGGCGGGGAAGGGGCGGGAUUGAGCCCCCUUCCCCCUCCUCCUUACUGCGGAAAGCUGCAGAGCGAGAGCAGCACUCACUUCCUAUUCAGCAUUCAGCCGAGAGGGAGCCUCUGAACAGCCACGUAGGCAUUCUCUUCUCUCUGGAGGAAAAGGCCCAGCAGCUGUCCGAGGAAAAGACCCACCAGCUGUCAGCCAAGGGACAUGUCGCAGCUAAGUAAGAAUCUGGGUGAUUCGAGUCCUCCAGCGGAGGCCCCGAAGCCGCCUGUCUAUAGCCGCCCUACGGUUCUGAUGCGGGCCCCGCCCGCUUCCUCCCGGGCUCCACCAGUCCCUUGGGAUCCACCUCCAAUUGACUUGCAGGCUUCAUUGGCCGCUUGGCAGGCACCCCAGCCUGUCUGGGAGGCCCCGCCGGGCCAGCUGCCUGCCCCGCUGCCUGCCCCGGUGGCUCCGAUGCCCCAGCCUCCAGCCCUAGGGGGUCCGAUGGUCCAGGCUCCCCCACUGGGGGGCCCGAUGGGCAAGCCUCCGACUCCUGGAGUGCUAAUGGUCCAUCCUCCGCCUCCGGGAGCCCCGAUAGCCCAGCAUCCAACUCCGGGAGUCCUGAUGGUGCAUCCUUCAGCUCCCGGAGUCCCUAUGGCCCACCCUCCUCCUCCGGGGACCCCUAUGGCCCACCCUCCCCCUCCGGGCACCCCGAUGGCCCACCCUCCCCCUCCGGGCACCCCGAUGGCCCACCCUCCCCCUCCGGGCACCCCGAUGGCCCAUCCUCCCCCUCCGGGCACCCCGAUGGUGCAUCCUCCCCCUCCGGGGACACCGAUGGCGCAUCCUCCCCCUCCGGGGACACCGAUGGCCCAGCCUCCAGCUCCGGGAGUCCUGAUGGCCCAGCCUCUGACUCCGGGAGUCCUGAUGGUCCAGUCUCCUGUGGGAGCCGCGAUGGCCCAGCCUCCGCCUCCGGGAGCCGUGAUGACCCAGCCUCCACCUCUGGGAGCCGUGAUGACCCAGCCUCCACCUCCGGGAGCCGUGAUGACCCAGCCUCCACCUUCAGCAGCACCGAUGGCCAAGCCUCCAGGUCCUGGAGUCCUGAUGAUUCAUCCUCCAGGUUCGAGAGCUCCGAUCACCCAGCCUGCAGCUUCAGGAGCACCGAUGGUGCAGCCGGCUGCCCCACCUGGGCAGCCUAUGGCUUCUUGGGCCCCGCAGGGUCAACCACUGAUCCUGCAAAUCCAGUCUCAGGUUAUAAGGGCUCCUCCGCACGUUCCCCAGGUCCCGCAGGCGCCCCCUGCGCAGCUGGCCACACCCCCCGGCUGGCAGGCCACCUCGCCAGGGUGGCAGGCCACGCCGCAAGGCUGGCAGGCUACACCCCUGACCUGGCAGGCCACGCAGGUAACCUGGCAGGCGCCAGCAAUCGCCUGGCAGGCGCCACCGCCCAUGCGCCAGGGCCCCCCACCCAUCCGCCCUGGCCCACCGCCCAUCCGCCCUGGCCCACCGCCGGUGAUGCGCCAGGCACCACCUGUGAUGCGCCAGGCACCACCUGUGAUCCGCCAGGCACCACCUGUGAUGCGCCAGGCACCACCGCUGAUCCGCCAGGCACCGCCGCCCAUCCGACCUGCCCCACAGGUCAUUGCCACGCAGCCACCUCUCUGGCAGACCCUGCCACCCCCACCUCCUUUGCGGCAGGCCCCGCAGGCUAGGCUGCCGGCCCCGCAGGUGCAGGCGGCGCCGCAGGUGCCUACGGCUGCAGCUGCUACGCAGGUACCCGCGGCGCCACCCGCUGGCCUGCAGGUGCCGCAGCCUGUGCUGCCGGCCCCGCUGUCUGUCCCACUGUCUGCCCCUCCGGCUGUGCACUGCCCCUCCAUCAUCUGGCAAGCCCCGAAAGGCCAGCCCCCAGUGCCACAUGAGCUACCAACGUCGUCGAUGGAGUUCCAGGAGGUGCAGCCAACUCAGGCAGUAGCCUGGCAGGCCCCGAAGGCCCCCACUCAUUUCUGGCAGCCCCUGCCUGCUCAGGAGGCCCAGAGGCAGGCUCCCCCGGCUGUACAGCAGCAGCAGCAGCCCUUUCGGGGAGCCCCGCCCUCCCAGAAAGUCCUGCAAAUCCAGCUACCCGCCGAGGAGGCCGAGCCCUCGGACCCGCAAGCAGAGCUGCCUGCGGUGCAGCACCAAUCCUCCUGGCAAGGCCCCCAAGAAGUCUUGCAGGCCCAGCCCGGAGCCCCAAUAGCCUCGUCAAAUUUUCCCCGGGGCUCGGCUAAAUCAUUGAUGACUCCAUCAGGAGAAUCCAGGGCCUCUUCUAUAGAACCCAGGGGCUCUUCUAAAGAACGUAGGACCUCUUCGAAGGAACGGAGGGCCCCUUCAAAGGACCGCAUGAUCUUUGCUGCCACCUUCUGUGCUCCCAGGGCAGUGUCCACUACACGAGCACACCUGCCAACUGCCUGGAAGAGCCUGCCUACCACAUCGGAGACCUUCACUGCCACCUCAAGGGCCUUUCCCUCUACCUCCUAUUUUCAGCCUGCCUCUUCUAAUGCCUUUCCAGGCCCCUCUGUCACCUCGGAGGCCCCAAAGUCACUGCCAUUUCCUCUGCAGGAUCCCUUUGCCUGUGCAGAGGCCCUGCCUGCAGGCCCAUGGGUUCCACAGCCCAAUGUGAGUGCCUCAAAUGCAUCGAAAGCAGUGCCCACUGUCCUGAUGGCUACAGCAGCUGCCCCCCAGGCAACUGCCACUGCUUCAGAGGCCUCAAAGACCUCCGUGGAGCCCCCACGCCGCUCUGGCAAAGCCACCCGGAAGAAGAAGCAUCUGGAACCUGAAGAGGACAGCCGCGGCCAUACAUUGGCCUUUCGUGACUGGCAGGACCAAAGGUCUUGGGAGAAUCCGAAUCUGAGUGCCUGGGCAGUCCAAAGCCCUAUCCAGGUCUUGGGUGACUGGGAGACCCCAAGCAUUCCCCAUGGCCUGAAUGGCUGGGAGGGCCCUAGUACCUCCAGGAUCCUGAGUGGCUGGGAGGGGCCCACCACAACUUGGGCACUCAGUACCUGGGAGGGGCCAAGCACCUCGAGGGGCCCAGGUACCUUUGAAGGACCAGGUAUCCCUCAUACCUUAUUUAUCUCUGAGGUCCCCUGUCUCUCUCAGGGGUCCAGUGCCACUCAGGUUGAGGUGGAGGCACAGCCAUUGUCUCCCCUGGAUGAGAGAGCAAAUGCAUUGGUGCAGUUCCUCUUGGUCAAGGACCAAGCCAAAGUGCCAAUCCAGCGCUCAGAGAUGGUGAAAGUCAUCAUCCAAGAAUAUAAAGAUGAGUGCUUAGAUAUUAUCAGCCGUGCCAACAGUAAGCUGGAGUGUGCCUUUGGUUAUCAAUUGAAGGAAAUUGAUGCCACAAACCACUCCUAUAUUAUCAUCAACAAGCUGGGGCAUCCUACAGGUGAUUUGGUGGCAUCCUACCUAGACAAGCCCAAGCUAGGGCUCCUGAUGGUGGUCUUGAGCCUUAUUUUCAUGAAGGGCAAUUGUGUCAGGGAGGAUCUGAUCUUUAAUUUUCUGUUCAAGUUAGGGUUGGAUGUCCAGGAGACAAAUGGUCUCUUCGGAAAUGCAAAGAAGCUCAUCACCGAAGUGUUUGUGAGGCACAAGUACCUAGAGUACAGGCGAAUCCCCUGCACUGAGCCAGCAGAAUAUGAGUUCCUCUGGGGCCCUCGAGCAUUCCUCGAAACCAGCAAGAUGCUUGUCCUGAGGUUUCUGGCCAAGCUCCAUAAGAAAGAUCCACAGAGCUGGCCAUUCCAUUACUUUGAAGCGCUGGCAGAGUGUGAGUCUGACGAUACAGAUGAGGAUGAUUCUGAAGCCGGUGAUGAUCCCGGCAGCCCCACCAGCAGCCCCCCUCCCCAUUAAUAAGUGCAGCAGAGAUCUCGUUCAUUUGUUUUCCCUGGGGCCACUGAUGGGGGAGGGGGUUACUAUGUUUCUGGUGUUUAUGUUCCAGUUCCAUGUGUGUAAGUUUGGAUUUUUCCAUUUGUUUCCAUAUCUGCCAAAGCUUUGUACAUUUUCAUGUGGUGUUGAUUUCAAUUGGCUACUGUUCUCUUUGGUAUUUUGGCAUUUGUAUUUUUAAGUGAAAUCUGUGGUUCUCUGUUUUGUGUUAUAAUUGUUAUGUUUUGGUAUCAGAAUUGUGCUGGCUUUGUGAAAUGAAUUGAGAAGCUAUCCAUCUCAUUCUGGUACUAAUUAUGUAGCAUUGUAAUUGGUUGUUCUUUGAACGUUAAAAUGACUCAUCAGUAAAACUGUCUACAGAAAAGUAAAUAUCUAUAUCUAUAUAUAUAAAUAUACUUUUAGCAUAA
Microcebus murinus (gray mouse lemur) is the source of this 5186-nucleotide messenger RNA. RefSeq names its product MAGE family member L2 (gene MAGEL2). The record is from RefSeq and is a predicted model, not a curated record. Gene Ontology annotation, cellular component: nucleus. Gene Ontology annotation, biological process: negative regulation of transcription by RNA polymerase II. NCBI's taxonomy places the organism in Eukaryota, Metazoa, Chordata, Mammalia, Primates, Cheirogaleidae.